Messenger RNA from Vanessa atalanta (red admiral), 1716 nucleotides. Its product is annotated as multiple inositol polyphosphate phosphatase 1-like. Gene Ontology annotation, molecular function: inositol phosphate phosphatase activity; acid phosphatase activity. Lineage: Eukaryota; Metazoa; Arthropoda; Insecta; Lepidoptera; Nymphalidae. The record is from RefSeq and is a predicted model, not a curated record. The coding region runs from base 150 to 1571 and encodes 473 amino acids. The transcript is spliced from 10 exons.
CGUACAAAGCCUGUUUCAUUUUCUUUGAGGCCAGCUAAGCCCAGUCCGUUCUCUAUAUCGCAGUGGGGACGCCGUGUUUCCCGCUAUUUUAUAGCCACAGAUUAUUAAAUCUAUUGCACAUUAUAUUCCCGCGAAAAAGCUAACUAAGGAUGCGCCUAACAUUACUAGGCGUUCUGGCGCUCGCCACUCUGGCCUGUUGUCAAGAAACUUGCCACUCAUCUGACGAGGAUCCCUACGUGCUCUUCGGGACUAAAACUGCGUACACAUUCGCGAACCAGGGCAUCCCAUUCAACAGAGCACACGAUGUACCAGGUUGUCAGCCCAUCGCGAUUUGGUUGCUGAACCGGCACGGCUCCCACAACCCGGAGGCGGAUGAAAUCGCCGACCUUCAGAAACUUAGCGAUUUAAAAAACAACAUCAUCGCUAAUUAUAGAAAAGGAAACUUUAGAGAUACAAAUAUUCGCAUGUGCCCGUCAGACGUUAACCUGCUCGAGAGGUGGGAAUGGAAUCCUCGUCAGAACAUCACUUUCGCCGGGGACCUCACCAGCGACGGCUACAUUUCGACACAACAACUGGCCCAGGCUUGGAAACAAAAGUUCCCGGGACUGUUAACCGAUAACCUCCAUGAUUACGUAUUCAAAUACGUAAACGAUCAACGGUCGAGCACAACGUUCCGUGCUUUCACUGAAGGAUUAUUCAGAGCCCGAGAAGACACGUAUGACAUUACAAAGGAAAAUGACGAGAAACUGCUUCGCCCGGAAAAAUUUUGCUCUUCAUGGAUUAAUAACGUUGAAGAAAAUAACGAUACUUUGACACAAUUACGAACUUUUGAGUCCAAACAAGAAUACAAAGAGAUGAUAAGCAACAUCUCGUUACGUUUGGGCUUCAAUUACGAUAUCCAGAAAGAAAUAAUGAAGCAAAUGUAUCAAAUGUGUAGAUACAAUAAGGCGUGGGAUGUAUCGCAGAUCUCACCUUGGUGUGCCGCAUUCUCCAAAGAUGACCUCAAGCGGCUAGAGUACGCAGAAGACUUGGAAACCUACUACAAAUACGGCUACGGAACUCCGAUGAAUCAGCAACUCGGAUGCACCGGCAUCAAGGACAUGAUGGACUUCUUCAAAACACACGUGGAGCGAGCCGCGCCGCAGCAGCCGCGCGCGCGCGUGCAGCUGGCGGACGCGGCGCAGCUGCUGCUCGCGCUGGCGGCCGCGGGCGCGCGCCGCGACGCCGCGCCGCUCACGGGCGACAACUACCACUCGGCCGUGGCGCAGGCGCGCAAGUGGUCCGCCUCCGCCAUGGCGCCCUUCAGCGGCAACUUCGCCGCCGUCCUGUACAAAUGCACACCGAACAGUAAUUUACAAAUCAACGACCAGUAUCAGGUGCUGUUCAUGGAAAACGAGAGACCGUUAAAUUUGGAGGACUGCAGAGUCGGUCUCUGCAAUUACACCUUCGUCAAAAACCGUUUCGGUCUCAUCGCUGAUAACUGUAAUCUGGACUUCUGCAACUCGGCAACUAAAGCGAGCAGUAUUAUUGGAUUAAGUUUAAUCUUGGUAUUCAUUACUAAAUUACUUUAAAAAAUAGUAAUAUUUAGCUAUGACGUUAAUUUCGAGUACCUUAUUUAUCACCAAUUUCCAUGUAAAAUAAAAAUAGUUUCAAAGAUAAAAAGAUGAAUAUAUUUAUAACACCGAAAGUGGAAUUUUAAAUAAAAAUAUAUAAAAG